Messenger RNA from Zychaea mexicana, 433 nucleotides. RefSeq lists its product as uncharacterized. Gene Ontology annotation, biological process: microtubule-based movement. The coding region runs from base 85 to 387 and encodes 100 amino acids. Gene Ontology annotation, cellular component: cytoplasm; cytoplasmic dynein complex. Lineage: Eukaryota; Fungi; Mucoromycota; Mucoromycetes; Mucorales; Lichtheimiaceae. The transcript is spliced from 4 exons. Gene Ontology annotation, molecular function: dynein intermediate chain binding. The record is from RefSeq and is a predicted model, not a curated record.
CCUGAAUUCUUAAGCAGCUUGGUCCCUUAGUGCGUGUGUGUCUUUUUCACGCCUUUUGAAAGAGAACAUUACUGAUCUUGGUUCAUGACCAUUGAAAUCGACGAAACAUUAAAACGACUAUCGUCCCGGCGAGGCGUCAAAGCUGUUGUCAUUUUAAACAGUGAAGGUCAAGCAAUUCGAUCAACACUCGACGAUGAGCUGACGAAGCAAUAUGGGCAACUGAUUUCUACACUUGUUCAACAAGCACGAACAACUGUUGCUACUUUAGAUGAACAGAAUGAUCUUACGUUUUUGCGCGUACGUACGAAAAAGCACGAAAUAAUGAUCGCUCCAGAUCACGAAUACCUCCUGAUUGUGGUUCAAAAUCCACAAGAAGCAAUGCAAUAAAAGUUGUUUUGUUAUAUUUUUUUUUUCUAAUAAAGAAAAGAGUAUA